AAAAGUAGUCCAUCUAGAGGGAGAAAAGGGGAAAAAACAAAAAGGAUUUUAUUUCUCCUGAGGGCAAUGAGAAGUGCAGUUUCUAAGUAUCUUCCAGCUCAGAGAUCUUCAAUUAAAUGGUCCCAAAUGGCAUCUACCUAUCAUACUUUGAGAGAGCCUGUUCUGUUGAUUAGGAGCAAAAAAAAUGUCCUCUUGGAUGUUUAUGGCCUGGGUUUUUCAUUUGGGCAACUCAAAUGCAGGUUCCUUCCAGGACCACAUCCAUGCUACUGGCUGGCUGAAAAAUGGCUUCACGGCUCUCACGAGGGGAAUACAAAGCAUGGAGUGGUGGCUGCGAGCCUGUCUGCAGGGCCAGACCUCAGAAAAGCAGAGGACUGUAAAUGUUUCAUAAACUUCUCUCUGGGUGCCUGCGCUGGCUGAGAGCCCAUUCAUAAGCCCAGGCGGCUGAGGGGCAGGUAUUGUGCCGGUUACUAUAGCAUCACCUUGGAAAGGCUCAAUUGGUGAGAGCCGCAGGCGAGCUGGGGUGGGGCAGGAGGGGGACGCGGCUGGCUGGAGGGACUGGCGCUAGGCCACGGAUGCUGCUGCUGGUCUCAGGACUUCUGGUGGUCCGGAGCUCACGCCAGCGUCCCCAGCUGCAGCCUAGGGAGGGAGGCUGCGCUCAGUCUGAGAGUGGCUGCUGCAGAGAGUGUAGCUUUUGCAAGGGACUGAAUUCCCAGCCAGACACCCCUUGGCUGCCUUUUUGGAGGGGUGGGGCAGAGAGAGGAGGGAGUUGUCUCAUCUUGGAAGAUCUGGGCUGGGUUUCAUCUCCUUUUUGAUUUUGAGUGGUUCCCUCCAUGAGAACUGACUUCCAGGUGUUCGCCAAGGGAAACAAGGUGCUCCCCACACUGGAAAUGAGAAAGGAUGACAGUUUUUGAGACUGACUGUUAACGGCUCAGAGGUGCCCCUCAUUCAAAAUGCCUUUUAAAGCAUUUGAUACCUUCAAAGAAAAAAUUCUGAAACCCGGGAAGGAAGGAGUGAAGAACGCCGUCGGAGAUUCUCUGGGAAUUUUACAAAGAAAAAUCGAUGGGACCACUGAGGAAGAAGAUAACAUCGAGCUGAAUGAAGAAGGAAGGCCAGUGCCGACGUCCAGGCCGAGCCCCCCACUCUGCGACUGCCACUGCUGCGGCCUCCCCAAGCGUUACAUCAUUGCUAUCAUGAGUGGGCUGGGAUUCUGCAUUUCCUUUGGGAUCCGGUGCAAUCUUGGAGUUGCCAUUGUGGAAAUGGUCAACAACAGCACUGUAUACGUUGAUGGAAAACCGGAAAUUCAGACAGCACAGUUUAACUGGGAUCCAGAAACAGUGGGCCUUAUCCAUGGAUCUUUUUUCUGGGGUUAUAUUAUGACACAAAUUCCAGGUGGUUUCAUUUCAAACAAGUUUGCUGCUAACAGGGUCUUUGGAGCUGCCAUUUUCUUAACAUCAACUCUGAAUAUGUUCAUUCCUUCUGCGGCCAGAGUGCAUUAUGGAUUCGUCAUGUGUGUCAGAAUUCUGCAAGGUCUAGUGGAGGGUGUGACCUACCCAGCCUGCCAUGGGAUGUGGAGUAAGUGGGCACCACCUUUGGAGAGAAGUCGAUUGGCCACAACCUCUUUUUGUGGUUCCUAUGCGGGGGCAGUGGUUGCCAUGCCCCUGGCUGGGGUGUUGGUGCAGUACAUUGGAUGGUCCUCUGUCUUCUAUAUUUAUGGUAUGUUUGGGAUUAUUUGGUACAUGUUUUGGCUGUUGCAGGCCUAUGAGUGCCCAGCAGCUCAUCCAACAAUAUCUAAUGAGGAAAAGACCUAUAUAGAGACAAGCAUAGGAGAGGGGGCCAACGUGGUUAGUCUAAGUAAAUUUAGUACCCCAUGGAAAAGAUUUUUCACAUCGUUGCCGGUUUAUGCAAUCAUUGUGGCAAAUUUUUGCAGAAGCUGGACCUUUUAUUUGCUCCUUAUAAGUCAGCCUGCUUAUUUUGAAGAGGUCUUUGGAUUUGCAAUAAGUAAGGUGGGCCUCUUAUCAGCAGUCCCACACAUGGUUAUGACAAUCGUUGUACCUAUUGGAGGACAAUUGGCUGACUAUUUAAGAAGCAGACAAAUUUUGACCACGACUGCUGUCAGAAAAAUCAUGAACUGUGGAGGUUUUGGCAUGGAGGCAACCUUACUCCUGGUGGUUGGCUUUUCCCAUACCAAAGGGGUGGCUAUCUCCUUUCUGGUGCUUGCUGUAGGAUUUAGUGGCUUUGCUAUUUCAGGUUUUAACGUCAACCACCUGGACAUUGCCCCCCGCUAUGCCAGCAUUCUCAUGGGGAUCUCAAAUGGAGUGGGAACCCUUUCUGGAAUGGUCUGUCCCCUCAUUGUCGGUGCAAUGACCAGGCACAAGGUAAAGGUCUCCUUUGUGGCUGUGGGUUACAGUAUCGGAGGACUAGAGCACUACACAAACUUUGGAUUUCAAAGCNNNUUUGCUUCUGGGGAGAAACAGGAGUGGGCUGACCCAGAGAAUCUCUCUGAGGAGAAAUGUGGAAUUAUUGACCAGGAUGAAUUAGCUGAGGAGACAGAACUCAACCAUGAGAGUUUUUCGAGUCCCAGAAAGAAGAUGUCUUAUGGAGCCACUGCCCAGAAUUGUGAAGUCCAGAAGAAGGAAUGGAAAGGACAGAGAGGAACGACCCUUGAUGAGGAAGAGCCAACAUUCUACCAGAAUGAAGAGAGAAACUUCUCAGCUACGUCCUAAUGUCUGAGGGGCACUGCGACAGGGAAAAGAGAAAUAUUAUCUUUCAAUGACACACAUAGGUAAAAAGCUGUGCUCAGUUGGUAAAAUAGUUCAUAAUACAUAUUUUUUGAAUUGACAGUUGACCCUUCUCUCAAAGAGCUGACCUUAUUCAGAAAGGAAUGACUAGAAGAAAAAGGAGACAAUACCAUGUUGUUCAAAGAAAUAUAGAAGGAAAUGGGGAUAUUUGGGCAGAAGGAAUGUAAACAAUAGCUACCACCACAUCUCUAGGGUAGCCAUGCAGAGGAGGGCCUCAUAUUCCCAAUGAACCCCACAUUGUGGCAGGUGCUGUAUAAACACUCUUAUUUAAUCUCUGCACCUUUAUGACACACAUUUCUUAUCCCAUUUUACCACCAAGGAAACUAAAGCAACAAGAUAUGAACUUGCCAAGGUCAUCUGCCAGGGUCAGUGCUGAGAUUGUUGAAGCCCCCAGUAGGUGGCAGUUCUAGGGAAGAAGAUUUCCACUCAGUGUAGGGAAGACAUUUGUAAUAAUGAAAACUGAAAAUGGAGUAAUUGUGAGUAAUUCACCAUUUUCAUAGGUGUCGGGUAAGGGAAACAUUUCAGUUGGUGAAGCAGAGGGGAUUCAAAUGUGUGAGAGGCUAGAUCCAAAGACCUAUAGUGUACUGUGUUAUCUGAAGAGUCAGAUGGUUCUGUGACGCCAUAGUUUUCAAAGUAAUGGGGGUCACAGACUACAUCGGAGAUUCAAAUAGGUUUUUUUUUUUUUUUUUUUUUUUUAAGCUAAGAAAGAGAGCCGCAGUUUUAGAAAUCUGAUGGUCAAAAUGGCUGGAAGCAGUAAACAAGAAAUUGGCUAUUAAGUUUCAAUCUUCCAUAAUGUUAAGAAUGUAGCUAAAUGAUGUCCCAAAUUACUUAUCAACAUUUAAGACAUUUAAUAAUUUAAGAAGUAGGUUAAUGAUUUUUCUUAGGUAAAAGUCUCCUGAAAGAAUUUUCUAUUUCAAAAAAAAUGUAGCCCUUUUUUUUGCUGGAGAUUGUAUUAGGAAGUUUCAUCAGAUUAUAUAAAAUUAUGAUUUUGUAUCAAACGUAAUCAUAAUGAAUCUAUUUGGAAUGAUAUUCAGGGAAAUCACAAUAAUGUAGUAAUAGUUAUACAGAGAAAUACUAGAGUGAAAACAUCUGGGACAAUUAGACCUACAGUCAGUGUUGAAAAAUUUACAUUUGAUCGCAUAAGGCGAUUACAUGGAUACUUUUAGAUAUACUUAAAUUUUUAAUGUUGGCAUCCAAAGGGUUAUUUGAAAUUAAAGUUAUUUUCCUGUUCAUUGGUUUUGAAAAUUUUAUUUCUACUUUCAGAAGAAAAAUAUAAUACAGAAAAGAUCAUAGAUUUACUUGUAGUUUAUUAAUGUAAAGUGUUUUUUUUUUUUCCUAAUUUCUCCCACAUGUAUUUCUGGUCCCCAGUUAUACUAGCUGAGUUAUAGUGUAUUUUAUAAAUGGAAUAAUCUUGGGGGAAAAUUGUGACUCUUCAUGAAAUAAUAUUCUUUAUGUCACUAGCAUACAGUUUAUGUUAGUAGACAUUUUUAAAUCUCUUUAAUGAGUGAAUCCAUGCAGUCCUCAUAGAACAGUUGCUAGCAUGCAGAAAAUGCUCAAGUAAAUAGUUGGCAUUAUCAUUAUCAUCUUCUAACAUUUUUGGACUUUUCAGUUGAAAAGAAAACAUGCUAUGUCAUUUUUAUCCAUUAUCCCCAGAACUUAUUGUGAAAGUUGUAAUGUUUUCUAAGUAAAAUAUGAAAUAAAAAAUUAGCAAUUUA
Cebus imitator (Panamanian white-faced capuchin) is the source of this 4513-nucleotide messenger RNA. It is a transcript of the gene SLC17A8, whose product is annotated as solute carrier family 17 member 8. Gene Ontology annotation, molecular function: neurotransmitter transmembrane transporter activity; L-glutamate transmembrane transporter activity. The record is from RefSeq and is a predicted model, not a curated record. Gene Ontology annotation, cellular component: synaptic vesicle membrane; excitatory synapse. NCBI's taxonomy places the organism in Eukaryota, Metazoa, Chordata, Mammalia, Primates, Cebidae. The transcript is spliced from 12 exons. Bases 951 to 2723 code for a protein of 590 amino acids. Gene Ontology annotation, biological process: synaptic transmission, glutamatergic; monoatomic anion transport; transmembrane transport.